CUGGAUCCGGGCAGCGGCACAUGGAUCACCAGGCAAUGCAGCAGGCCCCGACCCCCAGGCGGAGCGGCGGGGCGACGGACCCCCAGGCGGAGCGGCGGGCGCCGGACCCCCAAGGCGGGAGCGGUCGGGCGCCGAACCCCCAGGCGGGAAGCGACAGGUCUCGGACCCCCAGGCGGAAGCGACAGGUAUCGGACCCCCAGGCGGAGCGGCGGGCUCACGAUCGUCACCAGGCCACGACCAGUGGGCUCCGAGUCAACUGUCAUCGGACCGCCCCAGACAUUGGGAUAGAGCGACUGGGUCUGGACAUCGGGCAUCGGGUCACCAGGCAGGUAUCAGGUCAUUUGGGCUCGACAGCGGCACCGCGUCAUAUGGCAAGGCAGUGAGCUCCGAGUCAACUGGCAUGA
Messenger RNA from Staurois parvus, 404 nucleotides. NCBI's taxonomy places the organism in Eukaryota, Metazoa, Chordata, Amphibia, Anura, Ranidae. The record is from the annotation of a GenBank genome assembly.